CCUCCCAGUUGGGCUUAGUUACAUUCAACAAUGAUGGGCCUGGAGCAUGGACCAAACUUUAACGAACUUCAAAAACCUUGUCCGGCAUUCGGCCCCUCCCUCUACACGAUCUACCAACGUUAAGAACAGACCCGGAACAAGAACCGUCGGAGGGCACGAUUGAAUUUCGAGGAGAAAAAAUAUCAAAAGAAAAAAAAAGAAAUCCUGUCUAGCGGUUCCCGACAAUGGAGGCCGUCGCAACCCCGCGCAUCACCUGCGCCUAUCUCAACUCGUACGUGGGCAGAAAUGUCAUUAUCGUCGGCAAAGUCAUCCAGCUUCGCGGAGAGGAGGCAAUCAUCGAUGCUGACGGCAACAUAACGGCCCACCUGAAUCGCGACGCGCAUCUCCUAGCAGGAAACGGCGCUCAGAUCAUUGGCAAGGUCAACCCGGACCUCUCAAUCAAGGUGCUGAGCUCCUUGGACCUAGGCACCGGAGUAGACUACAAUCUGGCCAAUACCGUCGUUGAGAUCUCGCACCAACACCGGGACAUCUUUGCCUACGAUUAGACGGGCGAACAAGCCCAGGAGAUCGGCAAGCGCC
Molecule: messenger RNA, 579 nt
Organism: Thermothelomyces thermophilus ATCC 42464
Lineage: Eukaryota; Fungi; Ascomycota; Sordariomycetes; Sordariales; Chaetomiaceae
Exons: 3
Coding region: 225-545 (106 amino acids)
Biological process (GO): base-excision repair; mismatch repair; double-strand break repair via homologous recombination
Cellular component (GO): site of double-strand break; nucleus; DNA replication factor A complex
Molecular function (GO): single-stranded DNA binding; damaged DNA binding
Source: RefSeq, a predicted model, not a curated record